This is a messenger RNA of Tricharina praecox, 1059 nucleotides long. RefSeq names its product TAP42-like protein. The record is from RefSeq and is a predicted model, not a curated record. Gene Ontology annotation, biological process: regulation of signal transduction; regulation of dephosphorylation. Gene Ontology annotation, molecular function: protein phosphatase 2A binding. Lineage: Eukaryota; Fungi; Ascomycota; Pezizomycetes; Pezizales; Pyronemataceae. The coding region runs from base 1 to 1059 and encodes 352 amino acids. Gene Ontology annotation, cellular component: cytosol. The transcript has 5 exons.
AUGGCCAGCUCCGACGACCAACAAAGCUCGAUCUCCUCGCUCCUCCGAGAAGCCGACAUACUGAAGGAUCAGCUCAGUAGCUAUCCAGAUACCAACGGCGAUGAGUACCAGACGAAGCUUGGUCUUGCCAUCAAAAAGUACCAGCAGUGCAAGGAUCUGGUCGCGCGAGCGUCUCUGCUGAGUUUAAACGAGUCGCUGGAGGAUCUGGCGACUUCGGAUAUGCGAUGUCUUGCCAUCCCCUUCACCAUCGCGGAACUCAACACGCGGGUCAAAUCGCCGGAUCGGAAGCCUGUCUUGCUGCGUUCGGUGGCGCUCUACAAGAAAUUUAUCUCGCUCUGCGAUGCGUACGAUCUUGUCUCGUCAGCGGAACGGACUGCCGCGGAGAAUGCGGGGACCGGAAAGCCUGUCUCGGUUCUGCCGACGGAUCCUGGAGCUCGUCGAACGGCGAAGAUAGCUCAGUUCAAGGCGGAGAAAGAGCUUAAGGCCAAGAUAGAGUCGCUAGCAAACCAUGCGAGCGCGGACGACGAAGAUUUACGGGAAUUCCACAAGGCAUCACUGAAGCUUGCAAUAAUGCAGACCAUUCAAUCACUGGAAAUGAUUAUGAUGGAGCUCGACAUGUUAGCAAAGGCGCCUCCUCCGUCGUCCGAACCUCGCGCAACACAGGAGGAGGAGGACGAUGCCCGGCGUCGUGGGCGCAAAAACGAUGGAUACAACGAGAAAUUGGAUUCUAUUCCUAGCACAAUAAAGGGAGGGAAUUUGUUGACCAAGGACGGGAAACCACUGCGGCCUUUCGUGUUGCUGGACAAGCGACAACAGCUCAAGGAUGGUGUUUUCGGGUCUGGGCACAAUCUACCCACGAUGACUAUUGAUGAGUACCUCGAAGAAGAGAGGAGACGAGGUGGAAUCAUAGAAGGCGGAGGGGAAAAAUCGGGCGAGCGACCAGAAGUCGAUGAGGAUGACUACGAAGCUGGUGACGCUGCGACCAUGAAAGCCCGUGCCUGGGACGAAUACACAGAACAGAAUCCAAAGGGUUCUGGCAAUACUCUCAACAGAGGCUAA